AUGCCAGGAACUUCAGCAGCCAUCGGAUCUUCCGGACCAGCCAAGCAGGAGCACUGGCUAACGGCGAGGCUGAAGCGUGCGGCCUCAGGGGGUAGCUUGGUGGGUCGGAAGCUACUAUGGAGCACGGGAAAGGCGGCGUGGAUUGCGGGGACGACGUUCUUAAUCCUAUGCGUGCCGCUUAUAAUAGAGAUGGACCGCGAGCAGCAGCUGAUGGAUUUAGAAGGUCAACAGGGGCUUCUUGGCGCGCCUCCUGUUGGCGCGCUUGCUCCUCCAGCUGCAGCAGCUAAAUAA
This is a messenger RNA of Closterium sp. Naga37s-1, 291 nucleotides long. The record is from the annotation of a GenBank genome assembly. Lineage: Eukaryota; Viridiplantae; Streptophyta; Zygnematophyceae; Desmidiales; Closteriaceae.